AGACACGACCAUUCAACGUCACGCUGAUCCUGUUGCGUACAACGUCAACGCACUUGACAGGUGAAACCGGAAAGAACGGGGUUUCGAAAAAGGCGAUUGACGCAAGCCGCAGCCAAAACAGAGAAAAGUAGAGUUGAAUUUUGUCCAUGUACCGACUGGACCGAUCUGUGAGGCGGGCCCGGUGAUGCGCAUGUGCGGAGACUGUGAUCUGCUGUAAAGAUGUACGGUGUGAGAAUGGCACGUGAGGCCGUAGUGGCGGACGACUCCUACACCGAAAACCUCAUUGGCACAUUGUUGGCUAUCUUUGGAAACCUGCUGGUCAGUAUCUCUGUGAGCAUUCAGAAACAAAGUCAUGUGGCGUUAGCAGGGAAUAAAGACCCGAGGCAGUACUACCACACCAAGACCUGGUGGUCUGGCCUGAUGCUGAUGGUUCUGGGAGAGGGCGCUCUGUUUGUGUCCUAUGCGUUUGCUCCGCUCUCUCUCAUCGCUCCUCUUAAUGCCGUGUCUGUAAUUUCAAGCUCCAUCUUAGGUUUCCUGUUUUUACGGGAAAAGUGUAAGGUGCAGGAAUUUUUGAAAUGCUACAUUUUGACUUUCCUGGGCUGCGCCUUGACGGCGGGUGGUACUUACCUGUUUGUGACAUUUGGGCCAAACUCUCACGAGAAACUGAAUGCGGAAAACAUAGUAAAGCAUGUUAUCGGCUGGCACUUCCUCUUAUACUUGCUUCUGGGGAUCAUCACCUUCUGUCUGGUGCUGUAUUUCUACAAACAGCAGAAUGCAAACUACCUCGUCCUGAUUCUGCUGCUGGUGGCACUACUUGGUUCAGUGACGGUAAUCACAGUGAAGGCCGUUUCAGGGAUGAUUGUGCUCAGUGUCUUGGGUCCUCUACAGCUCUCAUACCCCAUAUUCUAUGUCAUGUUCGUCUGCAUGGUGGCUACUGUCAUCUUCCAAGCAUCAUUUUUAGCACAGGCAUCUCACUUGUAUGAUUCCUCUCACAUCGCCUGUGUGAAUUACAUUUUCUCAACUACGUUCGCUAUUGUGGCAGGAGCCAUAUUUUACCAGGAGUUUAAUCAUGAAGACAUUCUACACAUUUGCUUGUUUCUCUUGGGAUGUGCUCUGUGCUUUCUUGGGGUGUUCCUGAUCACCAAAGACAAGAGGAAGGUCAAAGCCUUUGAGCCAUAUGUCAGCAUGGACAUGGCAAAUGGUAUUCCAACCAUUCACAACAAAGGCUGGGCUGUGCAGCCUGAUUAUAACGGCUCCUUUUCCUAUGGGGCACUUGUGAACAAUGACAGUGUGGCUCCUGUAACUCUUCCAGUGGACCAAGAGCUGUCCGUGUCUCCAGGUCCUGUCAACCAUAACCAAUCAUCAGAGCUGAAGAAAGACUGAGUGGACAUGAGUUUUAAGUGCAAAUAAGACUGAUUUAAUAUAAGAAAUGCUUUGCUGUGUUUAAGCAUCAGGGGUUUGCUUGUCGACAGCAAAAUCUGAAUCUAAAACAUUGGACCAUUCUGGAGCGUCUGUAUUGCUCUAGACUGAUCCUGAGCCAGGAAAGCAAUCUAACAGUUUCGUGUUAGAAAUUAGGACUUUCAUUGGUGGGUUUGAUUUGACCUUUCUCUGCAAGGUGAUUGUGGCAUAAUAUCUUUGUAUAAAGUUUUUAACUAUAAUUAUGCCUUUAAUAUGUUCUCAGACAUUAUGAUAAUUCCUCACCUGCAUCAAAGUAAGAACGCUUCUAUAGUUAAUCUAAGAACCCAUAUAUACCUCAAAAGAUGUUUUAAAUUCUGCUACUGCUUUGUACCAAACAUACUGCAACCAGUCAAACUAUAUCACCCAAAGGCCAAAGCUUAAUAUAGAUGUCACAAUUCCCUGUCAUUUAUAUGGAAAUAUGUGUUUGGUACAGAGGAAUUAAAUACACUAACUCGCACAUAUUGUACUUUCAUUUUCCAAAGUAUGUUGACCUGAAUAUCUGCCUUGCUGUGCCUACUAUUCUGUGCCUGUUUAAAGUGCAUGAAAUGGGACUUUCUGUAGAAAUCUGUAUAAUCGUGGAGAAUACCUCAGAUAGCAAAACACUGGUGAUGGUUGUUGAAAUGUACAGAUGUACAACAUUUACUGAUAAUUUUCAUUGCCUUAGUCUAAUGCUGUACAAUAUUUUGUUGAUGUUUUGCUAUGCCUCUGGCGUUUUUUCUUCUUCAUCUUUGAAUAUAACAUAAUGCUGUAUUUUAUUACACAGUUGACAUAGACUUGGCUUUGGUUAAAAGAUAAAGGGAAACUUCAAUGUCUAAGCCACAUUGAUACACACUGAAUGCUUCAGCACAAUUACAAUGGAUUAAAAAAAAUAUAUAUAUUGUUCUUAAAUUAAAGAAAGGAUGAUAUUGUUUAUCCUACAUCAGCCAUUCCGUAGUGACAUCAUAUAUUUAACCAAUAUAAAAAAGUGAAAUGUAGACCAGGCUUCUGUAACCAGCUGACUAUCUUCUGUUCUGGAAAUUGUACAAAUAAUACUGCACUUUAUUACAACUGAUUGUGACUUAUUACUGGUCUAUUGCUUUUUUUAAGGAUCAGUUUCACUGCUGUUUUAAAUGACCAGUGUGUUAAAGCCUCAAACCUUAGUUAUAUUCUUGCUAUCUGCUGAGUAAUUGGAAAAAUGUUUAAUCAGGGACGUUUUUCAUUGCAAAAUUAAUGUAAUGCCAAAUAUCUCAAGAACUGAUUUACAUUGGAGUUCUUAUAAGUAUUGUCUUUUCACUGAUAAUUAUUGUGCAUGUACAGUACAUGACAAUUUCUGUAUCAAAGAAGCAAAUGUAAAUACUAAAAUUCAGUUGAAUUUGUUGGCUUGUUUAAUUAAAGGUC
Myxocyprinus asiaticus (Chinese sucker) is the source of this 2835-nucleotide messenger RNA. Its product is annotated as NIPA-like protein 3. The coding region runs from base 220 to 1383 and encodes 387 amino acids. Gene Ontology annotation, biological process: magnesium ion transport. Gene Ontology annotation, molecular function: magnesium ion transmembrane transporter activity. The transcript is spliced from 11 exons. Gene Ontology annotation, cellular component: membrane. The record is from RefSeq and is a predicted model, not a curated record. Lineage: Eukaryota; Metazoa; Chordata; Actinopteri; Cypriniformes; Catostomidae.